Colletotrichum higginsianum IMI 349063 is the source of this 603-nucleotide messenger RNA. RefSeq lists its product as uncharacterized. The record is from RefSeq and is a predicted model, not a curated record. Lineage: Eukaryota; Fungi; Ascomycota; Sordariomycetes; Glomerellales; Glomerellaceae. The coding region runs from base 1 to 603 and encodes 200 amino acids. The transcript has a single exon.
AUGGCCUCCCUCCCCUCCCAGCACCCUUCGCUGGCGCUCCACCUGACGGACCGCGCCCUAAACCCUAUCCUGACCUCGGCGCACUCCCAGGCUCAGCUCGAGGCCCUCACCUCCUUGACAACCACCUCCCUGACCGCCCACGCCGCCGCGAACCGCUUCUCUCUCGGCCCCGCCCAGCGCAUCAUCGUCGAGCACGGCCCGGGGAGCCCCGUCGUCCUGGCCUCCUUCCUCAACGGCGCCGACGCCCUGCCGCACGACGGAGAAGGCCCCGCCGCCGUGAACAACAAUUACAAUCAUACUUCCGCCGCCUCCUCGAGGCCCGUGUCGUCGGGCGUCGCGGCCGGUGCUGCCCGGACGGCGGACUCGUCGGCGGGAGGCGCAUCUUCGUCGGCGAGGACGGGCGCGAUACCGGACGCCGGGAAAUCAGACGAUGACUCGGAGGACGCGGCGCCCAUGCUCGUCGGCGUUGUGGUCGCGGCGACUGGCGAGGAAGCUAUGGAGGCGCGUCGUGCCGCUGGAAGACUCGAGAGGGUGGGUAGGGAAUUUCAGCGGGAAUGGGCUGCCGAAGAAGGGACAUGUGACAUAUCCCGCGGAGGACAGUGA